Molecule: messenger RNA, 2562 nt
Organism: Sphaeramia orbicularis (orbiculate cardinalfish)
Lineage: Eukaryota; Metazoa; Chordata; Actinopteri; Kurtiformes; Apogonidae
Product: ras-related and estrogen-regulated growth inhibitor-like protein
Exons: 4
Coding region: 14-649 (211 amino acids)
Molecular function (GO): GTP binding; GTPase activity
Source: RefSeq, a predicted model, not a curated record
CAAAGCUGUCCUGAUGGUAGUAGAGGUCAAAGGUCGCUCGGAGGUGAUGGAGGGGAACCAGCAGAGAGUGGACGCCAACAUCCUGCUGCUGGGAGCUCACAACGUUGGCAAGUCAGCUCUAACCGUCAGAUUUCUGACCAGGAGAUUCAUUGGAGAAUAUGGAGACAUUGAGUCUGUUUACAGUCGAGUCGACAGAAUCGAUGGUCAGGAAAUCUGUUUCAACAUCUGGGACUCACAGGAUGGACAAACGUUAUCAUCCCUGAGUGACAAACAGCUGCAGUGGGCCGAUGGGAUGAUCCUCGUCUACAGCAUCUGUGACCGUGGUAGCUUCGAUGUGGUCCAACAGCAGCUGCAGCAGAUACGUCGACACAGGAAGCCAUCGUCCGUUCCCAUCAUCAUCGUCGGCAACAAACGUGACCUGCGCCGUCACCGCAGCGUCUCCAGCGAGGAGGGCCGCCUGCUGGCCAUGUCACAGCGCUGUGGCUUCUUCGAGGUGUCAGCGGCGGAGACGUACCACGGGGUCCUGCUGGUCUUCCAUGGUCUUGUCGAACUGGUCAAGGAGUCCAGAGCCCUGAGGAAGGCCACAGCUGGGGUCAGAGGCAUUGUCCGGAGUGUGUCGGCCGUUUUCAGCAAGAAACGAAACGACUAGACAAGAAUAUCAGACUAUGAAGAGAGUAGAACGAUAGCAGAGUGUUAUUCAGAGACAGGAUGGACUGAGGCAGGUCGAGUGGAGGAUUCUGGGAUUGAAGAUGAUGACGGAAAAGAAAAGUUGUACCGAUGUUUGGAUUUAGAGCAAUAGGAUUGGACAGGAUGGGACUUUUACUCCACAGGAGAAAACCACACUUUAAUCCACUGUGUUUUAACUCUGCUGGUCAGAUGAUAUUCCAGGUUUUAUUUAGUACAGUGGUAUCAAACAUACUGCCCGCGGCCCAAAACUGGCCCACCAAAGGGUCCAAUCUGGCCUGUGGGAAGUGCCAAACUUACACUGAGGAUAUAACACUCAAGGCUAUAAUUUAGUUCAGGGGCCACAACCAGUCCAUGAUGUAAAGUGUGUCAACAAUAAAAUAUUAGUGUAAAAGUGGUCAAAGAUUGGGGGGUUAGUGGUCUGUGAACUGAAGGUACUUUACUAUUCCUCAAACUCUCCGGGUCCACUCCACUGCUGGAUGGGUCCCCCAGGAAUGCUGGGCCCCAUUAAUUUGUCAUGCCCCCCCCACCACCACCACCACCACCACCACCACCACCGCCAACAGCGGCCCAGGCUGCAGGCGCCAAUGUUAAUACUGAUAUGUCGGGACUGCAGGAGUAAAUGCGGCAUUCCUGUUUUCAACUUCAUUUCCUGUCAUGCAGCAUGGUACUGCGCUGCCAUGAUUAUAAGGCAAUUGUAUUCCAAAAUGAGUAAUAUCUCCAAAAAUCUUGAUCCUAUCAACUUGCCAAGAUAUUUAAUGUGAAGAUGGGACUAUUCCUCAACUGUAGGUACCAAAUUGGCCAGGUAAAAACAUCUCAAUUUGUCAGAAUCGUGCCGACACACACACAGAUGCUCUGGGCCCUUCCAGUAUUAUGAUACAGAUUUUACUGGCCACUUGAGAUUGGAUUGCAUGUGGCCCCUGAACUAAAAUGAGUUUGACAUCAUGGUUUAGUAUGUGAGGCUGCUGGGCCCACCAUGAAAAACCUUCACUGGCUUGUGCGCAUUGAUACAGUGUACUUCUCUGUAUCAAUUCCUUUUCUGAUUCACCAUCAGUUUUAUUCAGGUUUUCACUGUUAAUACAACAGUUUUAAAUGUGUUACUGUUUUAUUUACUUAAUUUUUCUUGUUGAGUUUCAAUCAGUGUAGAUACAUGAGUUUAACGUCAUUGUUUUACAUCUUCCAGCUGUCAGAAACAGGGUUAUUGUUAUUAGCAAAGACUAAAUAUAAACCUAGUGAAAAUUUUUGUUUUGUUGACAAAAUGUAAAUAAAAAUGUCAGCUUGUAAAAACAUGAAACUCUAGACAAAACCUGAAAAUGAUACACAAACUAAAUGAAAAACAAUUGGAGGUGAAAGUCAUCUUAUUUUUUUCUCAAAUGUUAAUAGGUCAAAACAAAAGGCACGAAAGCUAAAUAAAACCCAAACCAACUGACUAAGAGUAGUUAAAUCCUCUAAAUUAAAAUUGAAACUAAAAGACAAGUUAAACUGAGGAAAACAAAACAACUUAAAGACUUAAUGAAAAUGAAAACUCAGACUUCGGUUAUGAUUUCAAUCUGUGACUGAAUUUAAUCAUCACAUCAGGAGUUCACUGAUGUUACAGUUUAUGAUCAAAUACUGUGUUGAACUUUGAGUUUAGUAUAAAAGUGAGUUUCUGCAGGUUCAGGAAGUGAAUUCAGGAUCUUUAAGAUAAUGUUACUGAUAAUACAUGACUGUAUUAUUUUUAUUGUAUUGCAUUUUUCUGCAAGAAUAUUUACACACUUUUGUGAGAAAUCUGCACAUAUUGAUGUGAAACAACCUCUUGUGACUUGUUGUGAUAUGUAGAGUCAUAUUAGUGUAAAUGUUCAUGUCAGAUGUGUUUUAAUAAAGCAGAAUCAAACUAUG